Salvia splendens (bonfire salvia) is the source of this 702-nucleotide messenger RNA. RefSeq names its product nuclear transcription factor Y subunit B-7. Gene Ontology annotation, molecular function: DNA-binding transcription activator activity, RNA polymerase II-specific; protein heterodimerization activity; RNA polymerase II cis-regulatory region sequence-specific DNA binding. The transcript has a single exon. The coding region runs from base 1 to 702 and encodes 233 amino acids. Gene Ontology annotation, cellular component: CCAAT-binding factor complex; nucleus. The record is from RefSeq and is a predicted model, not a curated record. Gene Ontology annotation, biological process: regulation of transcription by RNA polymerase II. NCBI's taxonomy places the organism in Eukaryota, Viridiplantae, Streptophyta, Magnoliopsida, Lamiales, Lamiaceae.
AUGAAGAGAGAUAGAGAUGAUUUUGAAGAUGAUGAGAAGCCUCAAAUUGGCUCAAGUAGUAGAACCCCCUAUACAAUUAGUCAUGACACUACCACAUCAUCAUACCCUAAUUCAACCACCAAUCAAAAUCCCUACGCUUCGAAAAACAACAACAACAACAAUAACAAAGAGCAGGACCGUUUCCUCCCCAUAGCGAACGUGGGGAGGAUCAUGAAGAAGGUGAUCCCAGGCAACGGGAAGAUCUCCAAGGACGCCAAGCAAACGGUCCAAGAGUGUGUGUCGGAAUUCAUCAGCUUCGUCACAGGAGAGGCCUCCGACAAAUGCCAACGAGAGAAGCGGAAGACGAUCAAUGGGGACGACAUCCUUUGGGCAAUCACGACCCUAGGCUUCGAAGAUUAUGUGAAUCCACUCAAGAUAUAUUUGGCAAAGUAUAGAGAUAUUGAAGGGGAGAAACUCAACGUACCAAAGCAACAGCCUAUGGAACAACAACAACAACAACAACAACAACAACAACAACAACAACGCAUGCACCACGACCAAAACUCACCGAAUAUUCCGUACAAUAGUGUGUAUUCCACCGCGAACCUCAUCACGCAGCCACCCUUCAUCUCGGGCGAUCCGCCCUUUCCCUUGCCUUUCUCUCAGAGCUCUAUUCAGACAGGUUCGUUGCCUCAGCAUGAUCAUGUCGAAGAUCAUUGGUAA